AUGAAAAGUGACCAUCUCAGUUAUCAAGACAAAAUGAGAGAGUUGGAAGUCAAAAAGGAAAAGAAAAUACAAGUCGCAGAGACUUGGAAGAAUUAUCAACUACAGAAUAUUAUGAACACUUUUGCUGCCGAAUUGCAACAAUUCAAUGAUGAAUACGAUGAGGAAACCCAACAUUUGAAAGAAAAAAUGGUUGGCAUGUUAAAUGAUAGACAAAAAAGAAUAUCAGAGGAAAAGGAUUCACUAAGAUUAACAGAUGGAGAAUCUAAACCAUUAAGACCAAGAAGAAGACCAGCACAAAAAGAACAACCUAAAACACAGAAAAAGCCUACUCUAGUCGUAGAUUGGGUUUGGCAAAUGAUUUAUAAUAUAAUAGAUAAACCUCAUCAAAAAACAAAAAAACUCUUUCAUCCUCUACCAUUUCAUCAGGAACAAGAACAAGAAGAAGCAUCUAAUGAAUUUCAUCAAACUAUAGAUGUUGAAUUAUGUGGACCUAGAAGUUGUAGAAAAGGUUUAUUUUGUAUCUCUGAUUCGUCAACAGCCAUUUGUAGACCAAAUCUUCAAGCAAAACAAUUAAUAGAGUUCAAUAUUACAGUUGAUGGAGCAUGGACAGAGUGUGCACAAUUUAAAGGAUCAUUAAAGAAUUUAACCAAUAAAAAGGUUAGAAGAAUUACACUUCAUGCAGCAGGAUUGGAAUUAUUCAAAGCAAACUCUAUUUGGAAUGCAAAGUUUUAUGAUGAUGCCUUGGAAUUAAUGUUACCAGAUUUCCAAGAUGGUAUAUUACCAGAACAAAUUUAUACUUUUGGACUGGCGACAAUCACAACCAUUAAUCAGCAGCCGCAACAGCAGCAACAGCAACAACAAGGGUCAUCAUUGAGAAAUAGAAGUCAAUCGCUGCUAGUUGAUCAACAUGUUGCAAACAAGGAUGAUUUGUCAUCCAACCUAUCACCAACCACAAAAAGAAGAAUAACAUUUGCUUUAUUAAACAAUAAUAAUAGUAAUAGUAAUAAUAAUAGUGAUGAUGGUAGUCCACCGACACCAUUAAAGGAAAGACUAUCAACAACAACAAUGUCAAGUGAUAGUAACAAGACGUCACCAUCCCAUUCUCCUAUUCCAUUUGACCCACUUCUUUCAAAUAUUAAUGAUACCAAUAAUAUGAUAUCAAAUACAAACAAAGAUGACAGUAAUCAACAGCAACAUGAACAACAACAAGAAGAUGGAGAUGAAGAAACAAGUGAAGAACAAGAAGAAGAGGAACAAGAAGAACAAGUUAUAUUGAAAACGUCGUCAACAACAAUAGCAACAAACAAAAAUCUCAAAGGUAGACUAUUAAAUUGGAUUCUAUCACCAUUUGUAUUUGUAUUUUCAAUGAUAAGUGGUCCACCAAAGAGAAUACUUGGCAACACUAUACCAAUCAGCUACUAUUAUCUGUUUGUAUCGGCGGUUGUCGUAUUUAUUGUACAUGGACUACAUGUAACAUUCAAGCAAUCCAUACCUUUGCCCGUGUGGUUUGCUGCCACCUUUUAUUUAUUUAUGUAUAUUGACAAUCACGUGUAUAGUAUAUCAUCUCAUGGACGUGGAAUAUCGACCAAUAAUCAAUCAUCAUCAUCUUUGUCUUCUUCAUCAUCCUCUACAUUGUCUGUAGAGACUAAAAAUAAUAAUAAUAACAGUAACAACAAAGAAAAUAAUCAUCAUCAUCAACAAGAAAUGUCAGACAAUAACAAGGAUCUAUCGAUAAAAGAAAAGAUUAGAGUUUAUGAAGAGGCAACACAUUCAAUGAACCAAAAACCAACCAAUAGAAUGACACCCAAUGGAAAACAUCAUAACCGAUCACAUUCAGGUGGAUCUUCAACCACCGCCUCAUUAUCAGCCAACAGUCUUACUCAUUACCUUCCACCACAUCUCCAACAACAACAUCAACUGUUAAUGCAACAACAUCAAUUAUUACAACAACAACAACAACAAAUAUCACAACAACAACAGUCUCUUCAACAACAACAACAACAGACACAAACACAACAACAACAACAACAAAUGCAACAAACAACACAAUUAUCACAUUUCCAACCAGAUUUUAUAAAUACUGUUCCCAAUCUUCCAACAUUUGCAUCGUUUUCUUCAUUCUCUUCAUUUGAUGAUGGUCGUGAUUCAUCUGGAUCAUUUUAUCGUACUAGACCCUAUGACAAUCAUCGUAGAUCCCUUCCACCAGGGUAUUACAAUCAAUAUCUAAACUAUAACUUAAACUAUAAGAAUAAUCACCUCAAUCACCAACACAACAAGGAUCGAUCCAAUAAGUUGGACGAUAGAGGUGGAGGAGGAGGAGACAAUGACACUGACCCAUCGGUGGUUGGUAGUUUUGAUGAUUUAAAUGGUGCAUCUGAUGGAAGCGAUGAUAACAAUAACCAUGAUUCAGAUGGAGAUGAUACCAUUGUCAAAGAGACAAAGGAAGAGUUGUCAGAAUUGGAAAAUAUUAAAAAAGUAAAGAGUAAUAUUACUCAUUUUACAAAAUUAUCUUCAAAUCUUGAAGAAAAAUUGGAUUGGCAACUUUCUCCAUUUACUAUUUCUCCUCCAAGAUGUUCAAAUUCAAUAGCAGUUUAUGGAAUGUCAUUAGUAUCAAUUGGUGGAGAAGGAAUUAAAGAUAUUAAUAGUAUUGUACAAUUUAUAGAUGCAGACAAGGGACUUUCGACAACACCAAAGGUGACAGGAGGAAAGAUUGCACCCGAAUCAAUCUAUCUUCACGAUAUGUGUAGAAUUGGUAAUAAAUUCUAUUUGUAUGGUGGUAUGGUCGGAGGUAAAAUGUCAAACAAGGUGUACGUGAUUACUAUUAUCGAUGAUUCAACAGUUCAUUGGUCACAACCACGUAUCAAUAGUUAUUCACCGUCACCUCGUAUAGGACAUACUCUUACGAGAUAUGGUAACAGGUUUAUCUUGUUUGGAGGAUUCGAUGGUGAAAAGAUACUAAAUGAUACACAUCUUUUGGAUCCAGAGACAAUGACAUGGUCGACACUUGCAGCUACUGGUAAUCCACCCUCUGAACGUUAUGGUCAUUCUUCUACCAUUCUAGGUGAAAAGUUGAUUGUAUUUGGUGGUUCUAAUCGUACCAAAGACCUGAAUGAUAUUAAUAUCCUCCAGUUGGAUAGUUAUGAAUGGAUUCAACCAAUUGUACAAGGUAGUGAGAUACCACCAGAACGUUCUUUUCAUGCUGCCACUCGUGUCGGUAGAAAUCUUAUCGUCGUAGGUGGUAAACGUGAAAAUGUAACACAUCGUGACAUUUGGACAUUAUCCUACAAGAUGCUUUGGACAAAGGUCACAGGUAUCCAAAUCACUCCACAUUCUCAUCAUGCUCUCAUUAAAAAUGGUUCAAAUCUUUAUAUUCUUGGUGGUAAAGGUCAAGGUGGUAAUAUUUUAGAUGAUAUUUGGUUUGUAAAUACAACAAAUUUACCAAUUUCAUCAAGUGUAACAAUGAUAAAUUAUCCAGAUAUUAAAAUUGAAAAGGAGAUUGGAAAGGGUCAUUUUUCAAAGGUUCUAAGAGGCGUUUGGAAAGGCAAGGAUGUAGCAGUCAAGAAAUUGAAUCUACUCAAAGACAAACCAAAAGAAGAGAUGAUGAACGAAUUCAAGGCAGAGGUGGAGUUAUUGGGAUCACUGCAACAUCCAAAUCUUGUCAAUUGUUAUGGAUAUUGUGUCAACCCAAUGUGUAUAGUUAUGGAGUUUCUCCCCACUGGUAAUCUGUUUGAUCUUAUCCAUUCACGUGAAAACAAAAUGGAUUCAACUCUUUUACUUCAAUUUGCUUUUGAUAUUGCUCGUGGAAUGCAACAUUUACAUUCAAGAAGUAUGAAAACAAAAAAUGAAAAAAAGAAAAGAAAAAAGAAAAAAGAAGAAGGAAGAAAGAAGAAAAUGAAGAAAAUAUUUCAAUCAACCAAAAUAUUAAUUAGAGUUUAUCAUUUAGAUAUUAUCCAUAGAGAUUUAAAAUCAAGUAAUUUAUUAUUGGAUAAACAUUUUAAUAUUAAAAUUGCAGAUUUGGGAAUUGCAAGAGAAACAUCAUUUACUCAAACAAUGACAACUAUUGGAACGGUUGCAUGGACUGCACCAGAGAUUCUUAGACACGAUAGUUAUAAUCAAAAGGCAGAUGUAUAUUCUUAUGCUAUUGUACUUUGGGAGUUGUUGACUGGCGAGGAACCAUAUGCAGGCAUUCCUCCAAUGAAUGCGGGUAUCCUUGUCGCCUCUAAAGAGCUCCGUCCCGAACUUCCCGACAAUUGUGACCCUAAUUGGAAGAAAUUAGUUGUUUGGUGUUGGCAAGAGGAUCAAAACAAAAGACCUUCCUUUACUGAUAUUACAAAAUAUUUAACAAAUACUUUUUAG
Cavenderia fasciculata is the source of this 4356-nucleotide messenger RNA. Its product is annotated as Kelch repeat-containing protein. Gene Ontology annotation, biological process: protein phosphorylation. The record is from RefSeq and is a predicted model, not a curated record. The transcript is spliced from 10 exons. NCBI's taxonomy places the organism in Eukaryota, Evosea, Eumycetozoa, Acytosteliales, Cavenderiaceae. Gene Ontology annotation, molecular function: protein kinase activity; ATP binding; protein binding. The coding region runs from base 1 to 4356 and encodes 1451 amino acids.